This is a messenger RNA of Momordica charantia (bitter melon), 1883 nucleotides long. It is a transcript of the gene SDG35, whose product is annotated as SET domain protein 35. NCBI's taxonomy places the organism in Eukaryota, Viridiplantae, Streptophyta, Magnoliopsida, Cucurbitales, Cucurbitaceae. Gene Ontology annotation, molecular function: protein binding. The record is from RefSeq and is a predicted model, not a curated record.
UACACAUCCCAAAUUUUAAAAUUUCCCCAGAAAAAUUACAACCAUCAGAGAGAAGAAUCGUACGUUUUUCAACUCAUCUGCGAAAAUGGCAAUGGAGGAAGAACAAGAACAAAAACCCAAGGACCCAGAAAUGGCAGAGCUCGAAAUGCAACUACUCAGAUCCAGAGCCACAGAACAUCUCCUCAGAGAAGAAUGGAACGACGCCGUUCACGCCUACUCCCAAUUCAUCCGCCACUGCUCGAAUCACCAAACGGAUCUCUCCAAGCUUCACAAAUCUCUCUGUUUAGCCCUCUGCAACCGAGCCGAAGCCCGAUCCAAACUCAGAAAUUUCGACCAAGCCUUGAAAGAUUGUGAAGAAGCUUUGAUAAUCGACAGCACCCACUUCAAAACUCUGCUCUGUAAAGGUAAGAUUCUGCUCAAUCUCAACAGGUACUCUGCCGCAUUGGAUUGCUUCAAAUCGGCUCUCCACGACCCACAGGUCAUUGGGAGCUCCGAAAAUCUUAAUGGGUAUCUCGAGAAAUGCAAGAAACUCGAACAUUUGUCGAGGACUGGAGCUUUCGAUCUCUCCGAUUGGGUUCUAAAUGGGUUUCGUGGGAAACCCCCAGAAUUGGCCGAAUUCAUCGGCGCGGUGCAAAUUAGAAGAUCUGCCAUCAGCGGGCGUGGGCUAUUCGCGACUAAGAAUGUAGAUGCUGGGACUUUAUUUCUAGUCACCAAAGCAAUCGCGAUCGAAAGAGGGAUUUUACCAGAAAAUCGCGACGAAAACGCCCAAUUAGUAAUGUGGAAGAAUUUCAUCGAUAAAGUCACGGAUUCCGCCACAAAAAGUGCCAAAACGAAGAAUCUUAUUGGGUUACUCUCGAUCGGCGAAACAGAGGAGCGACUCGAGGUUCCAGAAAUGGGUUUCUUCAAGCCAGAAACAGAGGAUCAGACGAGUAAAGAAAUUGACCAAUCUGAAGAAAGGGGCAGAAUCGUUACCGUUUUGGACAUCAAUUCCCUCGUUGAAGAUGCAGCUUCCGCGAAGGUUUUGGGGAAAAACAGAGAUUACUACGGAGUUGGACUAUGGGUAUUAGCCUCAUUCAUAAACCAUUCUUGCAGCCCCAACGCCAGACGCUUGCACAUUGGAGAUCACAUAAUGGUCCACGCUUCAAGAGACAUAAAAGCAGGGGAAGAGAUCACAUUCCCAUAUUUCGAUCCGCUUUCGCCGUCGAGAACCCGCAAGAAAAUGUCGCAGACUUGGGGGUUCGAAUGCAAUUGCAAGAGAUGCAAAUUCGAAGAACAGAUCAGCAGCAGAGAAGAGAUGAAAGAGAUUGAAAUGGGAGUUGAAGGAGGAACUGAAAUGGGAGCUGUAGUUUACAAAUUGGAAGAGGGAAUGAGGAGGUGGAUGGUGAGGGGAAGAGAGAAGGGGUAUCUGAGGGCGGCGUUUUGGGCAGCGUACGGCGAAUUUUUUGGAUCGGAGAAGGCGAUGAAGAAAUGGGGGAGAAGAAUUCCGGCGGCGGAGAUGGUGGCGGAGAGUGUUGCAGAGGCGGUGGGGAGCGAUGAGAGAGUGGUGAAGAUGAUGGUGGAGAGGUUUAAGAGAAGUAAAAACAAUGGUGGGGUUAUGGAAAUGGAUAGGGUUUUGAAGUUGGGGAGAGGGAUUUAUGGGAAGGUGAUGAAGAAACAGGCUUUGAGGUCUGUUCUUGAGCUUGGGGGUGGCAGCCAUGAAUAUGGCUACUAGUUUUUUUUUGUGUUUUCUUCUUCUCUGUUUUCUUCCAUCUGCUUCUGUUUUGUGAAGCUAUGGGAUGGAUGUUUUUUUUUUUUUCGUUUUUGUUCUUCUUCUUUCUUUUCUGCUCUGAAUUGUUUCCUCAAAUUAGGAGGAAGAACAUGUUCAAUAAAGAUGCAAACAGCUU